CCGCCGCCGUCCGCCACUCCCUCCCCGCGUCGCCAUUGGCCAUCACGUGCUCGUGCGGUCGCGACUCGCGCGCUCCUCCACCUCCUAAUUCAGGCAAGCUGCUUCGUGCUUCCGCCCCGCUCCCCUCCCUUAGCUUCCCUCUUCCGACACCAUGAUUCCAUCUCCACCCACCCACUCGACGCGCCCGCCCGAACCCACUCAUCCCCCACCACCGGGAGCCUCUUACUCCCGACCGCCCGCGCGGCAAUGCAUCUCACUACCCCGCUCCCCGGCGGCGACGCGGGCGCGGAGGCGGAGGCGGAGGCCUUCGUCCCGCGCGGCGGGCCCGGGAACAAGGGCCUGCGGCGGCGCACCGGGCCGGUCCCGCCCGACUCGAGCCCCAGCGGCGGCCGCGGGAGCGGCGGGAAGCGGUCGACCUUACGGGAGGACAUCGGCCACGCCGCCGCUGAGACAUACCUCGUCACGGGCCUCGCCUUCGUCCUGCUCCGAUACCUCGGGGUAGGUUGUCGGUGGAUAUCUCAACUUCUAGCUCUCAUAGUAUAUGCAAUUUUACUUAUGCCUGGUUUCAUAAAAGUUGGGUACUAUUAUUUCUUUUCAAGUCAGGUUUGUAGAAGUGUAGUAUAUGGCGAACAACCAAGAAAUAGGUUGGAUCUGUACAUACCUAAAGACCGCAACAAGUCCAGUCCAGUUGUGGCAUUUGUAACUGGUGGAGCUUGGAUCAUUGGUUACAAGGCAUGGGGUGCUCUCCUUGGGAGGCGGUUAGCAGAGCGAGGAAUUAUAGUAGCUUGCAUUGAUUACAGAAAUUUCCCUCAAGGAACAAUAAGUGACAUGGUCAGUGAUGCUUCAGAGGGUAUUUCAUUUGUUUGUAACAAUGUUAUUAGCUAUGGUGGGGAUCCUAACAAAAUCUACUUGAUGGGUCAAUCAGCAGGAGCACAUAUUGCAGCCUGUGCUCUAUUGGAGCAAGCUGUUAAAGAAUCUAGGGGUGAACACACUUCUUGGAGUGUGGCUCAAAUAAAAGCAUAUUUUGGUUUAUCUGGAGGGUACAACAUCCCAAGUUUGGUCGAUCACUUCCAUGAGCGUGGUCUUUAUCGUUCACUAUUUCUCAGCAUAAUGGAGGGAGAGGAAUCAUUGCCACAUUUCUCUCCUGAAAUUGUCACCAAGAAAUCAAGUGCUGAAGCCAUAGCUCUACUUCCUCAGAUUGUACUUUUGCAUGGAACAGAAGAUUACUCCAUACCAUCAUCUGCCAGUGAAACUUUUGCGGAUAUCCUUAAACAAGCUGGUGGGAAAGUAAAGUUACACUUGUAUGAAGGGAAAACACAUACUGAUGUAUUUUUACAGGACCCACUUAGGGGUGGGAGAGACCAACUGCUUGAAGAUGUUAUUGCUGUUAUCCAUGCUGAUGAUGCAAAUGCGCGCGAGAAGGAUGCUUUGGCACCUACUCCAGAGCGCCUGGUUUGUGAGUGGCAAAUAAAGUUGGCCCGUCAAAUUAGUCCCUUCUGAACAGGUCUGCAUGCAGAUAGGGUGUUUUCCAAGGCAUUUGCCUGUCAAUAUUCACCAUGCAUGCACAACAAAUCAAGCAUCUGUGCGUGUGUGCCAACAUGGUGAACUACAUGGGUUUAAGGAGAUUUAUUGGGGUUUUGAUUGGACCAGGCAAACGGAGCUUCAAACCUGCCCUGGGGCCAUGUUGCCACUGAGAAAGUAAGGUUUGAGGAUCUCUAGGCGUAGACGUUGUAUCACAUACUUCCUUAUGCUCAUAACUUGUUAAAUUAUAUCUUUCUUUUGACAAAUUUGUACAAAACAUAGAGGGGCGACUAGACAUCAUACAUCUAUAAAUGGGAGUAACCAAUAGGAUGUUGUUUCAAAAGAAUAGUCGCCAAUUCAUGUGAAAAUGUUAAGAGUGGCUGUAAAAAUGCAUUAUAACAUAUUGACUGACGAUAACGUCUUAAAUUUUCUAUUGGAAUUUUACUGAGUUCUGAAACUUGCAUAGAUAG
Messenger RNA from Phragmites australis (common reed), 1991 nucleotides. Its product is annotated as probable isoprenylcysteine alpha-carbonyl methylesterase ICME. The transcript is spliced from 12 exons. NCBI's taxonomy places the organism in Eukaryota, Viridiplantae, Streptophyta, Magnoliopsida, Poales, Poaceae. The record is from RefSeq and is a predicted model, not a curated record. Bases 247 to 1500 code for a protein of 417 amino acids.